GGAGACAACCCAACCUUUAGUAGGCCUGCUGGCGGUGGUGGUAUCUAGUAGAACUUCUUCUGGUACUCCUCAAGAUGAAGGUGUAUCUCGUAGCAUUCGCCAUCGUGUGUUACGUGUCGUCUGCGGAGGGAACCUUCCUCUUCCUUCUGAAGAAGAAAUUUUUGUCGAAUGAAGAUGACCAAUUCCAAGGAGCCAAGUACUUAUUGCCAGUUCCUGCCCCACAGUCUAAUUACGACUCGCCCCCCGAAACGUAUGGUCCACCUCCUGCAACGUAUGGUCCACCACCUGCAACCUAUGGUCCACCUCCUGAGACCUAUGGUCCGCCUCCUGCAACAUAUGGUCCACCUCCUGCAACGUAUGGUCCACCUCCCGAAACCUAUGGUCCGCCUCCAGAAAGCUACAGUCCAUCUCAAGUGAUACUCAAACCACAAUUUUUCGUCAAGGACAAGCCCAUCGAAAUCCCCGUGCCCAGGCUGACCCCGGUGGUGAAAUACUUCCCCGUGCCCUUCCUGAAGCCCGAGAUUGUCAAGACGACCAUCCACCUGCCCGCACCUGAUCUGGGAGCGAUCAAGUCAGACCUGGAAGCCCUCAAGUCCCUAGGCGCCACCAAGCUGAAGAAGGAACUCCCUUUCCAAGCUUCCUUCGAGGGUCACCAAGAUUUCAAAGCCUUCAAGACUGCCCAGUUUUUCCCUGAGCAAGUUCCUACAGUCACCCAGUCACAGGUGCAAGUUUCCCACGAUUCUCCUGGCAUUGUGUUGGGGCAGUCCUACGGCCCCCCACCCCCCCAACAAACAAGCCAGUCGUACCUCCCGCCUUCCCAGACGUCGAGCUCCUACGCGACGUUGAAAUAACGACGGAAACAGCCAUGAAAAGGGAAAGACAAACCGAGAUGUGCGGGGAAAAUCUGUUUGGCAGAACGAUUGUUCUUCUUCGAAUGGACAGACAUCCCUGGAUGAGAGAAAACGGAGUUCAGAGACGAUUGUUUUAAGGGGGACUUAUGCAAAGGGCAUCUACUCUUUCC
Macrobrachium nipponense is the source of this 1021-nucleotide messenger RNA. RefSeq lists its product as uncharacterized. The coding region runs from base 75 to 851 and encodes 258 amino acids. The transcript has 5 exons. NCBI's taxonomy places the organism in Eukaryota, Metazoa, Arthropoda, Malacostraca, Decapoda, Palaemonidae. The record is from RefSeq and is a predicted model, not a curated record.